Molecule: messenger RNA, 683 nt
Organism: Babjeviella inositovora NRRL Y-12698
Lineage: Eukaryota; Fungi; Ascomycota; Pichiomycetes; Serinales
Product: histone H2A.Z-specific chaperone CHZ1
Exons: 1
Coding region: 22-516 (164 amino acids)
Source: RefSeq, a predicted model, not a curated record
CAUCGAUACAACACAAACACAAUGACCGAAGAAGAAGUUAAAGCCGUUGAAACCACCGAUUCCACUUUAAAGAGAAAGGCCGAAGAAGUCGAAGAGGUUCCAGCCAAAACUGAAGAAGCAACUGAGGAGAAGGAAGUUGAGGAAAAGGAAGUUGAGGGAAAGGAAGUUGAGGGAAAGGAAGUUGAGGAAAAGAAAGUUGAGGAAAAGAAAGUUGCCGAAAAGUCUGAGGAACCUAAGAAGAGCAAGCGUAGAAGAAGAAACUACGAUGAUGAACCGAAGGAAGAGAACUCUGACGACUCCGAAGAGGAGGUGGAUGACGAAAAGUUGGAUCAGUUGCCAAUCGACGAGGAGGAACAGGACGAAGAUGACUUGUUGGAAAUUGACACCUCCAAUAUCAUCACCGGCUCCAGAAGAACCAGAGGCAAGGUCAUCGACUACGCCAAGACUGCCGAGAAGUUAAAGGAGGAGGGUGCCGUCAACGAGGAGAACGAAGACGACGACGACGACUUCAACUAAGUUCAUGGCGAGCUGGCCUGUGCUGUAGUGGCGCAUGUAAAAGUAUCUCUACUUUAACGAAAAUUGCUAGAUUUUUCCUAGUGUAGAACAGGUUUAGCAGCGUUGCCUUCCACGGGGACUCCCCUGUUAUGAUUUUUGAGAGCACAAUUGGUUAAUAACCUAACCUG